Molecule: messenger RNA, 1493 nt
Organism: Cyanistes caeruleus (blue tit)
Lineage: Eukaryota; Metazoa; Chordata; Aves; Passeriformes; Paridae
Source: RefSeq, a predicted model, not a curated record
GUGGAUGGUUCCUGGAUAAGAUUGUCAUCAAAUAUAAAGAAGGAGAGGAAGCUCAGGAGGUUGUAUUUCCUUGUAAUAGAUGGUUAGAUGAAUAGCAAGAUGAUGGGAAAACAGAGAGGGAGCUAACUGCCAAUAAGGUUGGCAGUCCAAUGAAGACAUCCCUUAAAGCACAAUGGUGGAGAGUGCAGGUUAAAACAGAUGGAGAUUCCCCAGAGCCACAGGAGUGUAAAAGGACCCUUGUGAUUUAUGGAUCAAGGGGCAAAAGUGAUGAGCUUCUGCUUUCUCCACAAACCCCAGGACAUGUGUGCUUUCUCCCCAGAGCAACUGAUGAAUUCAUCGUUGAGACAGGAGAUCUGGGAGAUGUGUACAAGAUUCAAGUCAGCUGUGAUGAUGUGCCAGGCUUUAAGGGCUGGCAUGUGAAGUCUUUUCACUUACAAGAGUGGAAUACAAAACAAGAACUGAACUUCGAGUGUAACUGCUGGCUCGCUCUUAACAGAGGGGAUAGGGAGCUGGUAAAGGAGUUCCCUGCAGUCACUGAGGACCAGAAAACUUUACCAGUCUAUAAGUACGUUGUUUCUGUACAUAUCGGCGACCGCUGGGGAGCAGAGACUUUUGCUAAUGUUUAUAUCACCCUCUAUGGCAAAAGAGGGGACACAGGUGUGAGGAAACUUCAUACAUCUUUAAUGAAAGGAAGAAAAUUUCAAAGGAAUAAGGUGGAUUCAUUUUUAGUGGAAGCUGUUUCUCUGAGUCAUUUGCAAAAAGUGGUCAUAGGACAUGAUGGAGAAGGCUAUGGGGCAGGAAUGUAUCUCAAGAUGGUAACAGUCAAGGAAUCACAAGAUUCAGACAAAGAAUGGGUCUUUCCACUGUGGAACUGGCUUGACACUCAUCUGGGCUUAUGUGAGACUGUUUGUGAGAUUGUAACUGUUGGUAGAAGGUCGGCUCUUAGUCCUAAACUGCCUGAAAUCAACAUGAAGCCAUCAGGUCUCUGGAUAAUGGAAAUCACUGGAUCUGACUUGAGUGGUGAAGAGGAUCCAAUACACCUUUCUUUUAUCUUCUAUGGCAACCUGAGUCACAAAAAGUUGCCACUUCAAGUCACAGGAAAAGCAAUUCAGAUCAAAGAUGAACUGGCAGAUAUUGGCUCAAUAUACAAAGUUCAGGUAACUGGCCCACACAGUGAGCUAAAACAGCCAUGGCAUUUAGAUUUACUGCAUAUGAAGCACACAGGCACAAAGGAAGAGAUGUAUUUAGCUUUUGACUGCUGGUUCAACCCUAAGGAAGACAAAUGUGUGGAGCUGCCAGCUCUCUAUGCAGAUCAGGAGCCUUUGCCUGUUGUGGAAUACGAAAUCCAUUUGCACACGGGAGACUUGAAGAAGGCAGAUGCCACUGGAGAGGUUUAUCUUCGUAUACAAGGAGAAAAAAGUGACUCGGGGAAGCGAUGGCUUAACUCAAAAAACAGCCUGAUCACUUUUGCUAGAGGGCAGAUGAUUCUUUAG